Molecule: messenger RNA, 8588 nt
Organism: Marmota monax (woodchuck)
Lineage: Eukaryota; Metazoa; Chordata; Mammalia; Rodentia; Sciuridae
Gene: Ly75
Product: lymphocyte antigen 75
Exons: 39
Coding region: 84-5705 (1873 amino acids)
Molecular function (GO): signaling receptor activity
Source: RefSeq, a predicted model, not a curated record
UGCCGAGGCAGGCUGGGCUCGCCAGGAGGAGUGGGUGCCGCGUGCCACCGAAGACCUAGUGGGACCGCUUGGGCCCGCUCAGGAUGAGGACGCGCGGGGCGACCCCUCGCCACGCGGCGGGGCUCCUCAUGCUGCUCCUCUGGUGCUUCGGGAUGGCGGAGCCUUCUGACCCUGCAGGUAAUCAUCCAUUCACCAUCUUCAAUGAAAACACAGGCAAGUGCAUCAAGCCACUAGUUGGCUGGAUAGUAGCAAAGGAUUGUGAUGGAAGUAAGGACAUGUUAUGGAAAUGGGUAUCCCAGCAUCGGCUCUUUCAUUUGCAAUCCCAGAAGUGCCUUGGCCUAAAUAUUACCAAACCCACGGAUUCCUUGAAAAUGUUCAGCUGUGAUUCCAAUGCCAUGCUGUGGUGGAAAUGUGAGCACCACUCUCUGUAUGGUGCUGCCCAGUACAGGUUGGCUCUAAAGGAUGGCUAUGCCAUAGCCAGUACAAACACAUCUGAUGUCUGGAAGAAAGGAGGCUCUGAGGACAGACUUUGUGACCAGCCUUACCAUGAGGUAUAUACCAGAGAUGGGAAUUCCUAUGGAAGACCUUGUGAAUUUCCAUUCCUAAUUGAUGGGACAUGGCAUCAUGACUGCAUUCUUGAUGAUGACCACAAUGGACCAUGGUGUGCCACCACUUUACAUUAUAAAUAUGACCAAAAGUGGGGCAUCUGCUUAAUACCAGAAAAUGGCUGUGAAGGUAAUUGGCAAAAGAAUGAGCAGAUUGGAAGUUGCUACCAGUUUAAUAAUCAGGCAACUCUUUCUUGGAAAGAAGCUUACAUUUCGUGUCAGAGUCAAGGAGCUGACUUACUGAGCAUCAGCAGUGCAGCUGAAUUAACUUACCUCCAAGGACAAGAAGGCAUUGCUAGAAUGUUCUGGAUUGGAUUAAAUCAGCUGUACUCAGCUAGAGGCUGGGAAUGGUCAGAUCACAAGCCAUUAAGCUUUCUCAACUGGGACUCAGAUAUGCCAAAGGCACUAAUAAUAGGUGGAUCAAGCUGUGCUGGAAUGGAUGCCGAGUCUGGUCUGUGGCAGAGUAUUUCCUGUGAAGCUCAACUAUCAUACGUCUGCAAGAAACCAUUAAAUAAUACUGUGGAGUUAACAGAUGUUUGGACAUAUUCACAUACCCGCUGUGAAGAAGGCUGGCUGCCAAAUAAUGGAUUUUGCUAUCUGCUGGUAAAUGAAACUGGUUCCUGGGAUGAGGCACAUAAGAAAUGCAAUGCCUUCAGUAGUGACCUAAUCAGCAUUCAUUCUUUAGCAGAUGUGGAGGUGGUUGUCACAAAAUUCCAUAAUAGGGAUGCCAAAGAAGAAAUAUGGACGGGACUUAGGAACAUCAAUAGACCAACUUUGUUUCAGUGGUCAGAUGGUACUGAAGUAACUCUAACAUACUGGAAUGAGAAUGAGCCAAACAUACCCUAUAAUAAGACUCCCAACUGUGUUUCCUGUUUAGGAAAGCUAGGUUACUGGAAAGUCCAAUCAUGUGAAGAGAAACUUAAAUAUAUAUGUAAGAAAAAAGGACAAAAAAUGAAUGACUCAAGAUCUGAUAAGAUGUGUCCUCCAGAUGAGGGCUGGAAGAGACAUGGAGAAACCUGUUACAAGAUUUACAAGGAUGAGGUCCCUUUUGGAACAAACUGCAAUUUGACCAUCACUAACAGAUUUGAGCAAGAAUACCUAAAUGAUAUGAUGAAAAAGUAUGACAAGUCUCUCAGAAAAUACUUCUGGACUGGCCUGAGAGAUGCAGACUCCCGUGGAGAAUACAGUUGGGCAACUGCUGGUGGAAUAAAGCAAGCUGUGACAUUUUCCAACUGGAAUUUUUUUGAACCAGCGUCUCCAGGUGGGUGCGUGGCUAUGUCAACUGGAAAGUUUCUUGGCAAGUGGGUGGUGAAGGACUGCAGAAGCUUCAGAGCACUUUCAAUUUGCAAGAAAAUAACUGGACCCCUGGAGCCUGAAAAAGCAGCCCCCAAGCCUGAUGGCCCUUGUCCUGAAGGCUGGCAUGGUUUCCCCUCCGGUGUUUCUUGUUACAAGGCAUUCCAUGCAGAAAGAAUUGUGAGAAAGAGGAACUGGGAAGAAGCUGAAAGAUUCUGCCAAGCACUUGGAGCACACCUGCCUAGCUUCAGUCAUAUGACUGAAAUCAAGGAAUACCUUCACUGGUUAAGGGAGCAGUUCAGUGACCAGCGUUGGCUAUGGAUAGGUUUGAAUAAAAGGAGCCCAGACCUACAAGGAUCCUGGCAGUGGAGUGAUCGUACACCAGUAACUACUAUUAUCAUGAAAAAUGAGUUUCAGCAAGAUUAUGACAUCAGAGACUGUGCUGCUGUCAAGGUUAUAUACAGGCCAUGGCGAAGAAGCUGGCAUUUCUAUGAUGACGGAGAAUAUAUUUAUUUGAGGCCUUUUGCUUGUGACACAAAACUUGAAUGGGUAUGCCAGAUUCCAAAAGGCAGCACUCCAAAAACACCAGACUGGUAUAAUCCAGAGCGUGCUGGAAUUCAUGGGCCUCCAGUUAUAAUUGAAGGAAGUGAAUAUUGGUUUGUUGCUGAUCCUCACUUGAACUACGAAGAAGCCGUCCUGUACUGUGCUAGCAAUCACAGCUUUCUUGCUACUAUAACGUCUUUUACAGGACUAAAAGCCAUCAAAAACAAAAUAGCAAAUAUAUCAAGUGAUGAACAGAAGUGGUGGGUGAGAACUAGUGAGCAGCCACUAGAUCGUCAUUUUAUAUACUCACGACAUCCCUGGCACCACUUUCCUAUGAGAUUUGGGGAGGAAUGCUUGCACAUGUCUGCCAAGACUUGGUUUAUGGACUUAAAUAAACCAACAGACUGCACAACCAAAUUGCCUUUCAUCUGUGAAAAAUACAAUGUUUCUUCAUUAGAGAAAUAUAGUCCAGAUUCUGCUGCUAAAGUUCAGUGUUCUGGGGAUUGGAUUCCUUUUCAGAAUAAGUGCUUUCUAAAGAUCAAACCCAAGUCUGUUAAAUUUUCCGAAGCAAGAGAUAUCUGUCACUCCUAUGGUGGCACCCUUCCUUCAGUGUUGAGCCAGAGUGAACAAGAUUUUAUUACAUCAUUGCUUCCGGAUAUGGAAGGUAGUUUAUGGAUUGGUCUGCGCUGGACUGCCUAUGAAAGGAUAAACAAAUGGACAGAUGAUAGAGAACUGACAUAUAGCAACUUCCACCCAUUGCUGGUUGGUCGAAUGCUGAGUAUACCAACAAAUUUCUUUGAUGAAGAGUCCCACUACCACUGCGCUGUGAUACUCAACCUCCCAAAGUCACCUUUCACUGGGUCGUGGAAUUUUACUGCCUGCAGCGAACACUACUCUGUAUCUCUCUGUCAGAAAUAUUCAGACACUGAAGACAGACAGCCCUUGCAGAACACCUCAAAAACUGUAAAGUAUCUUAAUAACCUGUACAAAAUAAUCCCAAAGACACUGACGUGGCUCGACGCCCAAAAGGAGUGCCUGAGGGAGAACAUGCACCUGGUGAGCAUCACCAACGACUACCAACAGGCAUUCCUCGCUGUGCAGGCAGUCCUUCAGAACUCUUCCUUCUGGAUUGGACUCUUCAGUCAAGACGAUGAGCUCAACUUUGGUUGGUCAGAUGGGAAACCUCUUCAUUUUAGUCGCUGGGCAGACAACAACAGGCAACUUGAAGACUGUGUAAUAUUAGACACUGAUGGAUUCUGGAAAACGGCUGAUUGCAAUGAUAAGCAACCAGGUGCUAUUUGCUACUACCCAGGAAAUGACACUGAAAAAGAGGUCAAACAAGUCAAAAGUAUUAAAUGUCCAUCUCCUGUUCUAAAUACUCCGUGGAUAUCAUUUCAGAACUCUUGCUAUAAUUUUAUGAUAACAAAGAAUAGACAUAUGGCAACAACACAGGAUGAAGUUCAUUCUAAGUGCCAGAAACUGAAUUCACAAUCACACAUGUUGAGUAUUCGAGAUGAAAAGGAGAAUAACUUUGUUCUUGAACAACUUCUAUACUUCAAUUACAUGGCUUCAUGGGUCAUGUUAGGAAUAACUUAUGAAAAUAAUUCUCUGAUGUGGUUUGAUAAGACCAUGCUAUCUUAUACACACUGGCGAGCAGGAAGACCCACUGUAAAAAAUGGCAAGUUUUUGGCUGGGUUGAGUACUGACGGCUUCUGGGAUAUUCAGACCUUUAAUGUUGUUGAAGAAACACUCAAAUUUUACCAGCACAGCAUUCUUGCUUGUAAAAUUGAAAUGGUUGACUACAAAGAAGAACAUAAUACUACAUUGCCACAGCUUAUUCCAUAUGAAGAUGGUAUUUAUAAUGUUGUCCAGAAAAAGCUAACAUGGUAUGAAGCAUUAAAGACAUGUUCUCAAAGUGGAGGUCAUUUGGCAAGUGUUCAUAAUGAAAAUGGCCAAGUCUUCUUGGAAGAUAUUGUAAAACGUGAUGGAUUUCCACUGUGGGUUGGGCUCUCAAGUCAUGAUGGAAGUGAAUCAGGUUUUGAAUGGUCUGAUGGCAGUGCACUUGAUUACAUCCCAUGGAAAGGCCAAAAAUCUCCUGGAAAUUGUUUGGUCUUGGAUCCAAAAGGAAUUUGGAAACAUGAAAAAUGCAACUCUGUUAAGGAUGGUGCUAUUUGCUAUAAACCUACAAAAGCUAAAGAGCUGUCCCCUUAUCCAUACUCCUCAAGAUGUCCAACAGUAAAAGAGAACGGGUCACAGUGGAUCCAGUACAGGGAUCACUGUUACAUGGCUGACCAGGCAUUGCACAGUUUUUCAGAAGCCAAGCAACUGUGUUCAGAACUUGAUCAUUCUGCAACUAUUGUCACCAUAGAGGAUGAAAAUGAGAAUAAAUUUGUGAGCACAUUGAUGAGGGAAAAUAAUAACAUCACCAUGAGAGUCUGGCUUGGAUUAUCCCAACAGUCUGUUGAUCAAUCUUGGAAUUGGUUAGACGGAUCAGAAGUGACAUUUGUCAGAUGGGAAAAUAAAAGUAAGAGUGGUGAUGGAAAAUGUAGCAUUUUGUUAGCUUCCAGUGAAACUUGGAAAAAGGUUGAGUGUUCACGUGGCUAUGGAAGAGUUGUCUGCAAAGUCCCUCUGGACUGCCCUUCAUCUGCCUGGGUUCAGUUCAAAGACAGCUGUUACAUUUUUCUUGAAGAAGCCAUCAAAGUUGAGAGUAUAGAGGAUGUCAGAAAUCAGUGUACUGACCAUGGAGCAGACAUGAUAAGCAUACAUAAUGAAGAAGAAAAUGCUUUUAUACUGAAUACUUUGAAAAAGCAAUGGAAAGGCCCAGAUGAUAUCCUCCUAGGCAUGUUUUAUGACACAGAUGAUGCAAGUUUCAAGUGGUUUGAUAGUUCAAAUAUGACAUUUGAUAAGUGGGAAGACCAAGAAGAUGCUGAGGAUCUAGUUGACACCUGUGGUUUUCUGCACACCAAGACAGGUGAAUGGAAAAAAGGAAAUUGUGAAGUUUCUUCUGUGGAAGGAACACUUUGUAAAGCAGCUAUCCCAUAUAACAAGAAAUAUUUAUCAGAUAACCACAUUUUAAUAUCAACUUUGGUGAUUGCUAGUACAGUAAUUCUGACAGUUUUGGGAGCAAUCAUUUGGUACCUCUACAAAAGAAAUUCCAAUUCUGGUUUCACCACAGUUUUUUCAACUACACACCAAUCACAUUAUGAUGACGACUGUGUUUUGGUAGUUGCAGAAGAAAAUGAAUGUGCUGUUGGAUUUGACUAAAUUUUUGGUAAUGUCAAAACAGAUUGACACCAAAUGCCUUGACAGCAAUUCCUGUGCAAGAUUUUCAUUUAAAACUUGAUAUUGAAUAUCAUAGCUUUUAUGGUUAUUCCGUAACAGUAAUAGUAUUUUCAUGUACUCAUUGGGACAAGAAUUAAUCUUCCAGUUCAUUAUUAAUGUAGAUUUUACAAAAGGAAAGAUCUUAAAUUUAAUUUAUAGGUUAUAACCAGUUCUUCAAAAGCAGAAACUUUUCACUUGAAUGAAAGAAAGCUUUAUGUCCAAGAAGUUGAUAAUCCAGUCUACUUGUCUUACCUACUCUAUCUUCCUCUCCAUUUAGUUGAACCAGUUUAGUUUUUAAUUCAACAGUCUUGCUCAUUUAUUGAUAAAUGUGAUUUAGGGACUCAAUCCAUUUUUUAAAUAGACCCUGUACAUUUAAAUAUUCCCGAUACUGGCUACUUUGGCAGAAAGUUCCUCUAUUUGUAUUUUAUGAUUUAGAUGAAACAGCACUGAUCAUGAAUGAUUAAACUUUUAUAAAAAUUUUUAAAGAAGAAUAUGGCUACAUCUACAAACUCAUGGAGAAGUCUGGCAAUCCAAUUAACACUGGUAUCAUAGUGUCCAUUUAAGGAUUCUUCUGAUCUCCUAUCUUUAUGUACUCAAGGUAUUAUGCUCCCAAAACAUUUAGAAAUUUUAUCUUUUAAUGAUAUGAAAUUAUGGAAAAAUAAAAAGAAAAUAAAAAUCACUCAUGUCCCCACUAUUUAGAGAAAAAUGACAAAAACUAAGCCAAGACUAAAAAACAAACAAAAAAACCUAUGUACAACUAGUGAAGAUGCACAAAGUUUUCAGUAUAUUUAUUGUAAAUUUCAGGACAAAGGUGAAAAUAAACAUUUGGGAGUUUGAAGAAAGUUGAAAUGAGUGGUUUUCCUUAGUAUUUUAAAAAAUAGUAUCAAAAAAGAUGAAGAAUGUAUCGGUUUCACUUGAAACUGUAUUUACUACCUGUAUUAGCUUGAAAGCUCUAGUAAUCUCUCCAUAACCCUCACCUGAUCAAUCAUUUGGAAGCAGUAAUUUUCUUAAAGGGAGAUCCAUUCUAUCUCCAGCUUCACUAAUGACAGUUUAUACCAUUUGUUUUCACUAACCACUGUAAGUCAGAAACACCCCUCAUCACAAUUAAUGGCCCUAUUGUUAAUAAGACUCCAGUAACUACAAAGUCCUAACAUAAAAUUAUCAACAGUGUAGACAUGUAGUACUAAAAGAGCAAGUGUUAACAUACUAGCUGCAUUACAUGUGCAAUAUUAUUGCUCUAUAGAAGACUGAGAUUUUAUAUAGUGAUUGAGAUUUCUAAUACAUAAUUGAUAGGCUAUUUAUAGUUGUAUUAAUGAAUAUCUGCCAGGAAUUCCUUCCUACUCAUACUACCCUAACUGUACCAUUCCUUUAAAAACUAAGACCAAUCUUAUUACCCACCCCCACCAAUCAUUCAGAUCUCUAGAUCUGAUAUGUAGAUCAUUACCCACAGGAGGCUACCUAAGUUAAAUAUAAACAGUUUAAAUUCAAUCCUUCAAUUACAUUUAAGAAACAUUUUAGAGGCCAGGGUUGUGGUUCAGUGGUAGAAUGCUUGCCUAGCAUGUGUGAGGCACUGGGUUGGAUCCCCUGCAUCUCAUAAAAAAUAAACAAAUAAAAUAAAGGUAUUGUGUCCAUCUAUAACUUAAAACAAACAAACAAAAACAAAACACCAAAGCGAAACAUUUUAAGCACUCAAACCUCAUGUGGUUAGUGGCUACCAUACUAGCUAGCAUAUACUGAAGAACACUUCCACCAUCACUUCCAUCAUCAGAAAGUCCAAACAGAACAGUGCUACUCUAAAAUCUACUAAAUUUUCAUGUAACUAUUUUCUGUACACAUUUUGACAAUUUCUACUAAAUGCGGCUCCAGCUCUUGCAAAUGGCUGUUUUAAAUUAUUUAAUUUUCAAUGUUUGAUUUCAUUUUAUAACAAGUCUAGAGGUCCCUGGUAAUUAAAUGUUAAAUCUUAAUUAUAUUUACAUAUCUGGCCAGGGACAGUGGUCUCGCCUGUGCAAUUCCCGCAACUUGGGAGGCUGAGGCAGGAGGAUUACAAGUUCAAGGGAAGCCUCAACAAACUGAGCCCGUCUCAAAAAAAUAAAAGGGAUGGGGAUAUAGGUCAAUAAAGCACUUUGGGUUCAAAGUUCCCCAUUACACCCCUCAAAAAAAAAAAAAAAAAAAAAAGCAGGCUUGUUAAUUACUUUCAGAAUGUGGAAAUUGCUUUCUUCAAUAACUUGUUUCUGGUUGAUGAUGACUUUUUACUUUUUUUUGCAGUGCUGGGGAAUCAAACCCAUGGCCUCCCACAUGCUAAGUAAAUAUCCCCAGCCCUGACAACAUAUGCUUGGCAGUAGUAUAGAGAGAACAGCUUUAAACUACAAGGUCUUAGGAGUUUGCAUUCUUUGUAGUGAUGUAUGAUCUCUUUUGUUCAAAGUUUAAAACUGAUAACCAGCGAAGACUAUGCUUAUUCCUGUUUAUUCCUCUAUAGUGUUAAAUUUACACAACAGCAGAAGCUGACAUGACUAUAAGACUCAUUGUCUUGUUAUCAAUAUCGUGUUUUUGCAGUUAAUGAAAAACAAUAAGAAAAUGACAUUUUUUAAAAAUAAAAUAUAUUGUGGGUUAAGAAGAAGACAAUUUUCAUAAUAAAUUCUAUUUAAAUAUAAUAUUUUGAAUCCAAAGCAUCUCAAAGGACUGACAGAAUAUAUUGAAACUGGUAUCCUUCAAUUUUGUGUUUUUGCUUUAAGUAGGCAAUGCAAAGAUAACAGGGAAGAAUUCAGCAAAUGUUUUAGAAGCAUAUUGAAAUGGGAUGUGAAAUUUUAAUAAAAUUCUUGGCUACAA